AUGUCCUUCCCACCACCCUUCCAAACCGCGCGGCUCUCCUUCGUUCCCAUGAACGCGGACCAGCACGCCGACGCGGUGUUCGAGAUCAGGGGACGCGAUGACGUGAUGAAGUACAGUAUCAACCACGCCCCCGAUCCCUCCGUGGAAACCACCCACGCCUGGCUCUCGAGAUUCAACCACUUCGAUGACCGUAGUCGUCCAGAUAUCUCUACCUCCAUCAACGCAGAUAUCUCCCCAAUCGGCUACGUAAUCCACGAAAGACUCUCUUCGACCGACACCAACCUUCCCCCUUCCUCCGAAAAGCAAGGGGAAGGAAAGAUAAUCGGCACCACAGGUCUCCGCCUCGGCGUAUCCCCCUUGACACCUCAAUCUCAGUCUGUCCAGGAGAAGCGCUGGGAGAUCGGAUACGGAUUCCAUCCAUCUACCUGGGGACGGGGGAUCGCGUCGGAGGCUGUCAGGGGGUUUAUUCGUGUAGUGGGAGAGGAAGGAUUGUUGGGUUUUCCUAUUGGGCCUACUUCUUCCAAUGAUGGAACUGAUCCCGAGACUGGGUCUGAUUCGGUGAAUGCCUCUGAGGAAGCGAAAGUGAAAGUGAAACCAGUCCUUGCGGCUUGCACCGAUGCGCUGAAUGAGGCGAGUAGACGGGUAUUGGAGAAGGCUGGGUUUGUGUUGACGGGGGAGUUUGUGGAUGGUGAGGGGAGGGGGAAUUUUGAGUUUGAGUAUAGGUUUUAG
Molecule: messenger RNA, 729 nt
Organism: Aspergillus affinis
Lineage: Eukaryota; Fungi; Ascomycota; Eurotiomycetes; Eurotiales; Aspergillaceae
Product: GNAT family N-acetyltransferase
Exons: 2
Coding region: 1-729 (242 amino acids)
Molecular function (GO): acyltransferase activity, transferring groups other than amino-acyl groups
Source: RefSeq, a predicted model, not a curated record